GGUAGACUGAAGGUUCAGUGCUUUGAAAUUGUUUGUACUUUGUAGUUUGUACUUAUAGUAGUAGACUGUUGUUCUUGUUGUGUACUUCUUAUUUGUUGAUUAGUGCAGCUUAAAGAUGUUAUUACUGAAAUAGUUGUUGUUACCAAUUCUAAUUAGUGUAACUAUUCCAAGAUGAUGGCCAAAAGCCCUAUUCGUUAUUUUUCCAAGGGUUGCAGCCUUUGCAAGCAGACGCCUACCAAUUUAAAAGGAAAGAGCAAAAGUUCUCAAGACUGGCUGGUCAGACAGCUCUCAGAUCCUUACGUUGAAAAAGCAAAAGUGCAUAACUACAGGUGUAGAAGUGCUUUUAAACUUCUUGAAAUUAAUGAUAAACACAAACUGUUAACACCAGGGUUGUGCGUUAUCGACUGUGGAGCCGCGCCUGGCAGCUGGACCCAAGUUGCUGUUCAGAAAACCAAUUCAGAUGGACAAGACAAGAGUAGCCCGAAGGGUUUUGUAGUUGGUUUAGACAGGCUUCCCAUAUAUCCUAUAAAUGGGGCAGUUUUGCUAGGCGCCUGCGAUUUCACUUCUGAAAAGUCACAGCUAGCUUUAAAAGAAGCCUUAAAAGGCAAGGAUGCGGAUGUUGUAUUGAGCGACAUGGCUCCCAACGCCACAGGCGUUAAAACGCUUGAUCAUACUAACAUUGCCAACCUCGUCUACACGUUUAUAAGAUUUGCCUUGGGAGUCAACGCCAGUGGCGGUUCUUUACUUGUAAAACUGUGGGAAGGCGAGUAUUGUAAAAAACUAGAAAAUGACAUUUCACGAUUCUACAGCAAGGUCAAAUGGGUCAAACCGCCAUCGAGCAGGACUGAUUCAUCAGAAGUUUUUUUACUGGCAAAAGGUUUUAAAGGAAUUGUAAAAUAAGCCUUAUUUAUUGUUAAGACCCAAAAAAUCAAAAAUAUGUAGUUAUAUAAUGUAUGUAAAUAAACUUGUAAAUAUUUCUAACAAA
Cimex lectularius (bed bug) is the source of this 985-nucleotide messenger RNA. RefSeq names its product rRNA methyltransferase 2, mitochondrial (gene Mrm2). Gene Ontology annotation, molecular function: rRNA (uridine-2'-O-ribose)-methyltransferase activity. Bases 172 to 900 code for a protein of 242 amino acids. The record is from RefSeq and is a predicted model, not a curated record. The transcript is spliced from 4 exons. Gene Ontology annotation, biological process: RNA methylation. Lineage: Eukaryota; Metazoa; Arthropoda; Insecta; Hemiptera; Cimicidae. Gene Ontology annotation, cellular component: mitochondrion.